GCCGGGAGAACGGGCGGUUCGGGGUUCGGAGCCGUGCCGCCCGGUGAGCACGCGGGGCUCCGCCGCCCGAGGAGCGGGGGUUGGUUCCGCCCGUUGUUUUUGUCUGAUGCGCGAUCCCGGGAGCUGGGCAGGCUCCCUGUGUUCUUCCCUUCCUGCCUCCCGGCUCUUCAGCAUGUAGCGAGCGGACGGCGAUAGAGGGGCCGAGAUACGCACAGGCGGCCUUUCGGACACGCUGCAGUUGGGAGGAGGAAGGUUAAUCCUGGCAGCCGGCGCGCGGGGUUCUCGGCGGCGUUGGCGCCGCGUUGAGAAAAUGGGGCUGGCUGGCUACAGCUGAGUCCCUCCGCUUCUGGGAGCUGCUGCGGCGUAGGGCUUCAACGGUUCUGGCAUCAGGGAGCCACGCCGAUGUCGGCCUGCCGUAUGUAAAAUGGAGAACGAAGUCUUCGCCCCCCUUUUGAAGAAGUUCACGCGCAGCCCUCUCGUCACAUGGGUUCGGACGUUCGGACCCUUAGCGGACGAGAAUGGGACCAGCCUGGAGGAGUACAUGACGCUGGUGGAUGGCGUGUUCCUCAACGAGGUCAUGCUGCAGAUUAAUCCAAAGUCCACUAAUCGGAAUGUAAACAAAAGAGUCAACAACGAUGAAUCAUUAAGGAUUCAGAACUUGUGUAUUUUGGUGAAGAAAAUAAAAUAUUUCUACCAGGAAUGUUUGCAGCAGCUGAUCGUGAUGGCUUUGCCAAAUGUAUUAAUAAUCGGCAGAAAUCCUCUUUCUGAGCCAGGUACUAAUGAAAUAAAUAAAAUACUCCUGCUUCUACUUGGUUGUGCUGUUCAGUGUCAGAAAAAGGAAGAAUUCAUUGAAAGAAUCCAACAUCUGGAUUUUGACACAAGAGCAGCUGUUGCAGCCCAUAUUCAAGAGGUAACUCAGAACCAGGAAAAUGUGUUUGAUCUGCAGUGGAUGGAUGUCAUUGUAUUUACACAAGACUCUGUUGAACCUCUUUUGAAAAAUAUGACAUUACAUUUGAGAAGACUUGUAGAUGAAAGAGAUGAGCACUUAGAGACUAUAAUAGAACUCUCAGAAGAUCGAGACUCUCUCCAUUUGCUACCUCAGGCAUCAGCAGCACAAUCACCGUGUGGAUCUCCUGGCUUGAAACACACUGAAAGCAAACAGCACCUGUCUGUUGAGCUAGCAGAUGCCAAAGCAAAGAUAAGAAGACUUAGGCAAGAGAUUGAGGAGAAGAAUGAGCAGUUUCUUGACUAUAAGCAAGAACUCGAACGGGUGGAAACUGAACUAAGGAGGCUUCAGCAAGAGAAUAAGAAUUUACUCUCAGAUGCCCGUUCUGCCAGAGUUUAUAGAGACGAAUUAGAUAUUCUUCGUGAGAAGGCAAUUCGAGUUGACAAGCUUGAAAGUGAAGUCGGCCGGUACAAAGAGAGACUGCAUGAUAUGGAAUUCUACAAAGCUAGAGUGGAGGAGUUAAUGGAAGACAAUCAAGUGAUGCUAGAAACAAAGAGAAUGUUUGAGGACCAAGUAAAGACGUUGCAAUGCCGUUCUGAUAAAUUACAUGUGGUAGAAAAAGAGAAUCUACAAUUAAAAGCUAAACUACAUGAAAUGGAGAUGGAGCGUGAUAUGGACAGAAAGAAGAUUGAGGAGCUUAUGGAGGAGAACAUGGCUCUAGAAAUGGCUCAGAAACAAAGUAUGGAUGAAUCACUACAUCUCGGCUGGGAACUUGAGCAGAUAAACAGGUUUACUGACCAUUCUGAAGUGUCACAUAAAUCACUUGGUCUUGAAGUAACUGAACUGACAUCAAGCAGAUUACUGAAAUUGGAAAAGGAAAACCAAAGUUUGCUGAAAACAGUGGAAGAACUACGAAGUACAAUGGAUGAUUCUGUAGGAGGCAAUAGUUCAAGGAUUGUGAAAAUGGAAAAAGAAAACCAAAGACUAAACAAAAAGAUUGAGGAACUGGAAAAGGAAAUUGUCCAAGAGAAACAGAGUCUUCAGGACAAUCAAAAUUUGAGUAAGGAUUUGAUGAAAGAAAAAGAACAACUUGAAAAGAAAUUUGAAACACUUCGAGAAAACUUAGAAAGACAAAUUAAACUAUUAGAACAAGAAAAUGAACGUUCGAAUCAAACCAUAGCUUCUUUAAGACAACGCUCACAAAUCAGUGCUGAAGCGCAAAUGAAAGAAAUUGAAAAAGAAAACAAAAUUCUUCACGAGUCUAUUAAGGAAACCAGCAGUAAGUUAAAUAAGCUUGAAUUUGAAAUAAAACAAGUCAGGAAGGAAAUGGAACACUAUAAAGAGAAAGCAGAGAGAGCAGAAGAACUUGAGAAUGAGCUGCAUCAUCUGGAGAAGGAAAAUGAAUUAUUACAGAAAAAAAUUGCUAACUUAAGUAUCACUUGUGAGAAGAUAGAGGCCUUAGAGAAAGAGAACUCAGACCUGGACAUAGAAAACAGAAAGCUGAAAAAAACUUUGGAUAGUCUGAAAAACCUCUCGUUUCAACUAGAGUCCUUGGAAAAGGAAAACUCCCAACUUGAUGAAGAAAAUUUAGAGUUAAGAAGAAGAAUUGAAUCUUCAAAGUGCACAAGCAUUAAAAUGGCACAGUUACAGUUAGAAAAUAAGGAGCUGGAGAGCGAAAAGGAGCAGCUUAAAAAGAGCCUUGAACUCAUGAAAGCGUCGUUUAAGAAAAGUGAACGCUUAGAAGUCAGCUACCAGGGUCUAGACACAGAAAACCAAAGGCUACAGAAAGCCCUUGAAAACAGCAAUAAGAAAAUUCAGCAAUUAGAAGGUGAAUUACAAGAUUUAGAGUCCGAAAAUCAAACUCUACAGAAAAACUUAGAAGAAUUGGUAAUUUCUAGUAAGCGCCUGGAGCAACUGGAAAAAGAGAAUAAGUUGUUAGAACAGGAGACUUCUCAACUGGAAAAAGAUAAGAAACAGCUAGAAAAAGAAAAUAAAAGACUUCGACAGCAAGCAGAAAUUAAAGACAGUACAUUAGAAGAAAAUAAUGUCAAAAUUAACCAUCUGGAAAAGGAAAAUAAGUCUCUGUUUAAACAAAUAGCUGUCUAUAAGGAGUCAUGUGUGCGCCUGAAAGAACUAGAAAUGGAAAAUAAAGAACUUGUGAAAAGAGCUAGCAUUGAUAAGAAAACCCUUGUCACAUUACGAGAGGACUUGGUGAAUGAAAAACUGAAGACCCAACAAAUGAACAACGAUCUAGAAAAACUUUCCCAUGAGCUUGAAAAAAUAGGCUUAAACAAGGAGCGUCUCUUGUGUGAUGAGCAGAGUAGUGAUGACAGGUACAAACUUUUGGAGUCAAAAUUGGAAUCCACUCUUAAGAAGUCUCUUGAAAUAAAAGAAGAAAAAAUUGCUGCUUUGGAGGCUCGUUUAGAAGAAUCAACAAAUUUAAACCAGCAGCUCCGUCAGGAACUUAAAACAGUGAAAAAGAACUAUGAAGCUCUCAAACAAAGACAAGAAGAGGAAAGAAUGGUUCAGAAUCCUCCUCCAAGAAAGGGAGAAGAAAAUCAGUCUGUCAAUAAGUGGGAGAAAGAAAACCAGGAAACGACUAGAGAAUUACUGAAAGUUAAAGAUAGAUUAAUUGAAGUGGAAAGGAAUAAUGCUACACUUCAAGCGGAGAAGCAAGCACUGAAAACACAAUUAAAGCAGCUGGAGACACAGAAUAACAAUCUGCAAGCUCAGAUUCUUGCACUUCAGAGACAGACCGUUUCUCUACAGGAGCAGAACACAACUCUGCAGACUCAAAAUGCCAAACUUCAGGUUGAAAAUUCUACCCUUAAUUCUCAAAGUACAUCUCUAAUGAAUCAGAAUGCACAACUGUUGAUUCAACAGUCUGCUUUAGAAAAUGAGAAGGAAGGUGUGCUCAAGGAGCUUGAGGAUCUGAAGUCAUUGUAUGAUUCACUUCUGAAAGACCACGAAAAACUGGAGCACCUCCAUGAACGCCAGGCUUCUGAGUAUGAGUCGCUGAUUGCUAAACAUGGAAGUCUUAAAUCUGCACACAAAAAUCUGGAGGUGGAACAUAAGGACUUGGAAGAUAGGUACAGUCAGUUGCUUAAGCAGAAAGUGCAGCUGGAAGAAUUGGAGAAAGUGCUCAAAACAGAACAGGAGAAAAUGCUGCAGCAAAAUGAAAAACAUGAGACUGUAGCAGCAGAGUAUAAGAAACUUCGUGAUGAAAAUGAUAGGCUUGCUCAUACACAUGAUCAACUCUUGAAAGAGAAUGAAGUUCUGCAAACUGAUCAUAAGAAUUUGAAGACUUUGUUAAACAAUUCCAAACUGGGACAAACACAAUUAGAAGCUGAGUUCUCUAAACUCAGAGAAGAGUACCAACUUCUGGAUAUUAAAUGUACAAAAAUAAGUAAUCAGUGUGAGCUGCUUAGCCAGCUUAAAGGAAAUAUGGAGGAGGAAAACAGACACCUGCUAGAUCAAAUUCAGACAUUAAUGCUACAGAAUAGAACGUUACUUGAGCAGAAUAUGGAAAGCAAGGAUCUCUUCCAUGUAGAGCAAAGACAGUACAUCGACAAGCUAAAUGAAUUAAGGCGACAGAAGGAGAAAUUGGAGGAGAAGAUAAUGGAUCAGUAUAAAUUUUAUGAGCCAUCUCCACCUAGAAGAAGGGGCAACUGGAUUACACUGAAGAUGAGGAAACUGAUGAAAUCCAAGAAGGAUGUUAAUCGAGAACGUCAGAAGUCUGCAAGCCUUACACCUACCCGUUCAGAAUCCAGUGAAGGAUUUCUUCAGCUGCCCCACCAGGACAGUCAGGAUAGUUCCUCAGUGGGCUCGAACUCUCUUGAAGAUGGCCAGGUCCUGGGAACCAAAAAGAGUACUAUGGUUGCACUGAAAAGACUGCCCUUUUUGAGGAACAGACCGAAGGAAAAAGACAAAAUGAAGGCCUUCUAUCGUCGCUCCAUGUCCAUGAAUGACCUGGUGCAGUCCAUGGUCCUAGCAGGAGGACAAUGGACAGGUAGUUCUGAGCAUCUGGAGGGUCCUGAUGAUAUAUCUGCGGGUAAAAGGAGAAAAGAAUUGGGAGCUAUGGCCUUCUCUACUACAGCUAUCAACUUUGCAACUGUCAACUCUUCUACAGGCUUCAGAUCCAAGCAGUUGCUAAAUAAUAAAGAUGCUAUGUCGUUUGAAGAUGUAAGUCCGCAAGGUAUUAGUGAUGAUUCUAGUACAGGAUCAAGAGUUCAUGGAGUACAGGACAUUAACUGUGCAGAUGCUCUUGCUCCUCCUGUUCGUGGCAUUUCAACAAUGUGCAAGGUUCCCUGUCAAAUCUGUUUGCCCUUUUCUAAAGUGUCCUCUUGGACUGCCUGGAAAUCCCUUCGCUUUCUGAUCUCUUCCAGACCAGCCAGCCUUGAUAGUGGCAGAACAUCCACUAGUAAUAGCAAUAACAAUGCUUCACUCCAUGAAGUCAAAGCAGGUGUGGUUAACAAUCAAAGCAGACCUCAGAGUCACAGCAGUGGAGAAUUCAGUAUGCUACAUGAACACGAUGCUUGGUCAAGCAGCAGCAGCAGUCCUAUUCAGUAUUUGAAGGGUCAUACAAGGUCUAGUCCUGUGCUUCAGCAAAGAACACCUGAAACACUGGAUCGCUGUGGAAGACAGAUCAAAACCGAUUCUCCUGGAAGCGAAGUUGUUACCCUGCAGCAGUUCUUAGAAGAAAGCAACAAAAGUACCUCAAGCGAGAUGAAAUCUGGGAGUGAAGAGAAUCUUUUAGAUGAAGUAAUGAGAAGUUUGUCUGAGUCAUCUGAACUGGCAGGAAAGGAAAAGCUAAGAAAGGCAUCUGCUGGUUGUGGAAUCGUGAGGUCAUUGAGUGUAAAAAAUCCAGUUGAUUUCUCAGAAGGACGAUCCAUUAAACCAGAACAACUUGUAAGGCCCAGCCUUCGUAGAACAGAAGAUGCCUAUUUCACAAGCUCUCCGAUAAAAUUUACAUCGGGCACUCAAGGGAAGGCCAAAUCAGUGAAAGAAAUGAUGCAAACAUCUGUAUCACAGCGACAAUCAAGGGAUUGCAAUCCUUAUGCUACCUUACCUCGUGCGAGCAGUGUGAUUUCUACAGCAGAAGGAACUACUCGAAGGACAAGCAUUCAUGAUUUUUUGUCUAAGGACAUUAGGCAACCUGCUUCUGGUGAUCCAGCAACAUCCACCGCUGACAGAAGUGUUCCAGCAACAUCUAAUGUGGAAGCUAUCCCAGAAAGCAGAAAUUCAAAAUGCAGGUCUAGGGAGCAACAAAGCUCCUAAAUCUAUUACCCACUACAUGAGAUGUGGGCCAAGUGAGAGAAAAGUGUCCUUCAGUGUCUCAAUAUGAAGCCUUUAUUUCUGAAGUAAACAAGACAGCAACUGUAGGAAUCAUUAAUAAAUGUUAAGGGAAUUUUUACAUUCUUCGUGACUAGAGCAGGCAAGAAAUAAAAACCUACCUACCUUCCUUCCUUCCUUGAAUCAAGGAGCUCUACUGGAGUCUGCUGCCGAAAAAUUGUAGAUGGUCUUAGGAAUUAUUGCACAUUGCACUGUUAAGAUCUACUGAAUAAAGGACAGUUCUCAUCUCCCUAAGGACCAAGAGUUUUAAGGUCUCAAGAAUUACUCCAGGAAAAAAAAGCAAACAACUUAUUUCAUCUUCUGUUUAUGAAAUUAGCCACUGAUUUGCUUAAGCUUCUGCUAAUACUUAGCCAAAAAAAACCAACCCGUAACUUGCAGUUUAUAUUUACUUCUGUAAAUUUGAAAUAAAUGCUGUAGUAUUUUGUUGAAAGCGACUGUAUAUACAGAUACAAAAACCUCUCAGCUUACUGGUACUCCCCUGCCUUAUUGGUUAGCAUAAUCUGCAUGGAAUGGCUCUUUACAAAGUUUAUGCUGAUUUCUUUAUGUUGCAUACUAUGGGAAAAAAUUGUUUACAUACAUGAAAACAUUUGAUAUCUAACAAAUGUGGGGACUCAUGGGAUAAUCGUAUUAUAUAGAAAAUGUUUGUCUCUUGUGUUUUUCACAUUCCCGAGUUGUUCUGCAUUCCCUGUUCAGAUGUUUUUGACAGGAAAUUGUCAGGUAUGAUUUUUUGUAACUUUUAUUUUAGUGUAAGGCUGUUUUCAACAAAUGGCAUUUCCAGGAGAGGACUUGUCUUACCACGUUUGUGUACUGACUGAUUCCUUCUUUUAUUGUUCAUCUUCUGAAAUGAGUUGAUUGCAGCCUAGGUGGUUUCUUGAUGGCAAAAAAAAAGAAAAAGAAAAAAAGAAAAAAAAAGGGAAAUAACAUGUAUACAUUUUACAGUCAAUUCCCCUUAUCUUGUAUUAGUAAGAUACAUUUUGUUGGUUAUUGACUUAUAUUAAAGUCAACAAGUGUAAUUGGUACAUUCAGUGGUUGUCGGAAGCAUUUGCAGUGAGCUCAAAGGAAGUGUACCUCAACUUAUAAGCAGAUCUAACAUUACUGUAAUUCUUUUUUAUUUCAAAACAGUGGGCACAUUCACGGUUCUGUUCUCAAGGGUUAAAUUCGCUGUGUAACCUCCUGGUGUCUGAUCUUCCACUGCAGCUCUCUGUUCACGUAAAGUAAGCAUGGCUCAGAACUGGAGCUGCAGAGCUGGUAAAAGGAUCGCAGUGCUGCUCAGACUGUGAUACGGCCACUGCAGCUCCUUUCACUUCAUUUUUGUUCUUGAGGCUUACAGGUUUUGCCAUUUAUCAAGUCUCAAGCUUUCAGGGACAGUGGGAACAGAAUCAUUUUCCACUGGAGAGAGAACGCAGUUCAAUAGAUGUAAAAGCAUACUAGCAAGUCAUUUCUUAUGUUACUGAAAUUUUGUCGAAAAGAAAAAGAAAGUUCAGUAAGCUUCAGAAUUGGAAGUUUUCUCCUUUUAUUUUCCUGAAAGUGACUGCCUUCUGAAAUACUUCUUUAUGAUGGAAUAUGUUGCAUGAUCUCGAUCGCACAGAGUAUUUUUGUCUUGGUGGUAUAAAUACCUUGUUCAGCCUGAGUGUUUUUCCACAGAGAAUUUAAACUCUUUUUUUCCCCAUGAGCAAAAGCAGGACAAACUUUGCAGCUCUACUCCAUAGAGGAGUUUCAUUUUUCCUCUAAUGACGUUUCUGGUAUUUAAGUUCACUAGCUGAAUUUCAGCAUGAACUCAUACAGGUGUCUCAUUCUGGGCCCCUUGUUUUUGGUGCCAAGAUUUUUAUUGCUUUCAGAGGAAGCACCCUGAGUUUUGCCAUAGUUCAGUGAUCCCAGGAGCGACCCAAAGCCCAGAGCAUUCCUGACAUCUGGUUCCACAACAUUUUUGCAGGCAGUCUGAGGUCAGUUGCACGUGGAAUAACUGCCUGUGCUGUAAUUGAUAGCACAGUCUUUUGAGGAAGGAUUCAGGGUGCUCCAGGCUGCGGUGACAGCUUCCAGGUGUCACCGGCAGCACUGCAGGUACUGCUGUGUCCCUGCGUGCACUCAGAGCUCAGGUAUUACCGAGGUUCUUCCUCAAUACAAAGUGAGCCAGACAGAGCCCUGGUGUGUUCUCAGAGAAAAUUACUGUAAGCAAUAAAAACGCGCUGUCAGGCCAGCUUUCUCUGCCAUUCCUGUGCUGCAAUAAAGGCAUAGCCAUAUGGACUGAAGGAAAACUUGCCUUACGGAGUUUCAUAGACGUGGUCAUGUCAGUAGCCCUCACUAAAAUCAUAGCUGUUAGGAAAGAUAAUUGAAAGAAAUAAAUACUAGGAAACUAAUUCUCAAUUUUGCUGCUUUCAAGUUUGUUUCAGGGCCUGAGUGUUGGUUUGUUCUCCCAGUACCUCUCCUUGGCAACAGAGGACUGAUGCACUUAAAACUUCUAAACCCAGUUCGUAGCAUCACUAUUUCUAGAACUCAGUGUCUUGAAUUAACCCAUAGUGCCAAACAUUGUUUGUAUUGCAGUAUCUGUGCAGCUGUGUGUGCUCUGGUGUGCCGCACACUCGAAGACCUGGGAAUAUUGCCAUGGCUGAUGUGUGGCACGCUGCCAGGCACGUGCAGCCUUCUGCCCUCACUACACCUGGCUGUCAUUCCUUCAUGAGGACUCCCCUGACUUCUCGGUUUUUGGCUGUUUUCUGUAUUCAUUAAGUUGUCCAGAAUUUUGCAAAUGUGAAAGUUACUAGUCAACUGAUAACAUGUAUUGAAAGUGAAAAACCUUUGUCCAAAAACCUAAGUGAAUUGCCCUUGUUUGAGAGCAUCAGCGGGAACAUGGGGAUGUGGCAGCAGAAUUCAUCCCAUGAGUGCAGGUCAGGGUUGUGUGCCAAAGUGCUGGCUGGUGUCCUCUGCACCAUUCUUGGCGGGGCUUGAGCUGCUGGGGCAGCAUCAGCACAGAGGCUAGAGGGGGCAUUUUGGUUUCUAUUCACUAAGUUACACCAAAGUGGCACCAGGGAUACAUUUUCAUUGAGAUCAGACCCUAAUACUCCCAGUGCUUACUUUCGUGAAGAUAUUUCAGAGCAGAAGAGCAGUCAGGAAGUGCUCUGUACUCUGAUACAGAUACCUUUCCUUUCCAAACUGGUAUAACACCUCUGUAAGGCACCUCAUCUUUCCAUACAACUAAAAACCAAACUAUUGAUGUAAUUUGGGAGGCACCUCCCCUUCUCUGAAACAGUCUUCCAGGGAGCAGCACAGCGGCUGUGGGGCAGCCUACAAGAAGAGCACAUCACUGUUAGCAGCAAGAGUUGAGUUGCCAAAUGUGUUACUGUUAGUUCAAGUUUACAGACUUUGUUUUAAUACCAGACAAUGUAGGAUUUCCUUUUGGUUUGCUGAUAGUCUGCUGUUAUUUAGCAACAUUCCCAACUUUGUCCAAGACGUGGUGCAGCCUUAGCAGAGCUCACGGAUGAUUCUUAGAGGUAGAAGAUAACGUAUAUGUAAAUAAUGCUUUGAUAUUAAUAAAACUGCCUUAAAGGAAUGUACCUAGGUGUGAAACAAAAAGCUCUUAUUUAAAACUGUAAUUUCCUUUACACAUUGUUUUUUUUUUUAAUGUUUGCCAUUGUAUACAUUUAUUAAUGAUGUUAUUAAAAUACCGAACCAAAUAAUUUUUAUCCUUAUUUUGUGUAUAUACAUUGAUACACACAUGUUCUGGAAACUGAUGUUACUGGAAGGAUAUUGGUGUUAAGUGGUGGUUGUGCUUGGUUGGUGAUGUGUUCAGUAUUUCUUCUGGAAGGAAACCUAUAAAACUGUAGCAGAAAUAUUCCGGGCACUGCGUAGUUUGUUCUGUGCUGUUUAUUUGUAAAGACUCGCAUAGCUUUUAACCAUACCUUAUUUUAAUAUUAGUUUUAAAAGACACUAAUUUCAUAGUAAAUGCAUUGAGAAUUCGUGGCAGAUUCGCCAGAUGCAGUAUUUGGAGCUUUGAUUUUGAUGGUUAUUUCUGCUGAAACAAGACCCAGAAGCUCUUCUGAUAGCAAAGGUAGUUUAAUUUUUAGGUUGUGCAGAUCUUCGGAUUUGUUAAGUGUAGGAAUCUGCUAUUGUGCACAUCUUUCCAACUUCUUGUCUUUCACAUUUAAAGCUUUCUGGUUGAAAAAACUUGACAAGCUAAAUGUGUUGGUUUUUACUCCCCCUUUUGGAACUGAUGAUUCACGAGUACCACAAGGAAUAAAGGGAAGGGAGAGUGGCAGUCAGAGGGUACAACAGAUUCCACUUUUAAAGGUGCAGAAGACUGUAUCAUAACGUCUGCCUGUGUGAGAAGCACGUUUGUCAGGCUGUAGUUCCUGAGGCAGUUCAUUAAACAUCAGUCUGAUGAAACUGA
This is a messenger RNA of Gallus gallus (chicken), 10679 nucleotides long. It is a transcript of the gene CCDC88A, whose product is annotated as coiled-coil domain containing 88A. The coding region runs from base 425 to 6223 and encodes 1932 amino acids. The transcript has 35 exons. Gene Ontology annotation, biological process: cytoplasmic microtubule organization; cytoskeleton-dependent intracellular transport. Gene Ontology annotation, cellular component: cytoplasm; centrosome. NCBI's taxonomy places the organism in Eukaryota, Metazoa, Chordata, Aves, Galliformes, Phasianidae. The record is from RefSeq and is a predicted model, not a curated record. Gene Ontology annotation, molecular function: dynein light intermediate chain binding; microtubule binding.